AUGGAAUUGAAGACUUUCAACGACUUCCAGCAGCGUAUCAUCGACGGGAACACAAUUAAUUUUCCAAACUGUAAUAAUCAUUCGAUGGAAGCCACGGCGCUUAAGUCAGCUUGCAUCUUCUGGCUUUUGUCAAAUAAACUGAUCCAAUUUUGGACGGGAAAGAAUCGUUUUAUACAUCAAUUAAUUGCGGGUUUUAUUGCUAGUUUAGAAUCCUCGACUUAUUUGGGAAAAAUUCUUGAUAUCUGGAAAAGCUCUGCGCCACAUAAAAUUAAUUAUAAACAGUUGGCGAUUUUCACUUCAAAAGCAGGUUGCAGUUCUGGGUGA
This is a messenger RNA of Clunio marinus, 324 nucleotides long. NCBI's taxonomy places the organism in Eukaryota, Metazoa, Arthropoda, Insecta, Diptera, Chironomidae. The record is from the annotation of a GenBank genome assembly.